UAGUCCCAGCGCGGGAGACUGCCAGCAAUGGGAGAAGUUCAAUGGGCAGAAACAAAGAGAAGAACAAGGAAGUCGAGAAUUUCAGAAAUUGAAAAGGGAUAAGUGGAAGGAGAAAAUGUUGGGCUGGUGCCAAGCGAUAGCUCGUAAUCCUCACAGACUCCCAAACAGCACAAGAACCCCUGAGGUCACAGGUGAUGCUUCACAUAUCUCUGCCUUGAAUGAGAAAUCUCCAGGCCGCUCAACAAGUCGAUCAAGUAACAUUUCAAAAGCAAGCAGUCCUACCACAGGGACAGCUCCGAGGAGCCAGUCACGGUUAUCUGUCUGCCCUUCUACUCAGGAUAUCUGUAGACCGCCCACCUUGCAUGACAUAUCAGAAGAUAAGUUUGAAACAUCACCCCCUUUCAUGGUGCUGAGUCCUGCUAGUAAAGAACCUGUUAAGAAACAAGUGAAGCGAAGGGUUAGGCGGAGGAAGGAGGCGGAGGAAAAUGGUGAGCAUGCAGAAAAGCAAAAGAAAGAGAAGGAUGGCAAAUUGCACCCCAAGAUUACAAAUCCUAGAUGGAAUGCCUUCCGCAAGGCAUCAUCCGAUUCCUCAUCUUCGGAUGAGAAUCACUGGGCCAUGGUGAGGAAGAGAGAGAGAGCCAAAAUGCCUAGAAGAAUGAGAAGACGAAAUACUUCAAACACUCGGCCGGAUGGGUAUUCCAGUCAGAAUGCCAUUGAACUCGUCACUAUGGGCCCAAAUGGGGAAAAGAAGCGUGAAAAGAAGGCUGUGCCUGGAGACCAUACUCUAAAUCACCGUAGGAGGAAGCUUUCAAAGUGUAAAGAAACCUGUCCCUCACUAUCCUCUGUGGAGGCAAAGAGCUCCUUGAGACAAUGUGGAAAACAUCAGGGCAAAUGCAGCUACGAGAAUCCUGAGCCUUCGGCUUGCAUUAGGCGAGGCAAAGCAAACAAGGAGGAAAACGGUUCAGAGAGAGGCUCAGGCAGUGAAACUUUGUCGCUUCCAGAAAAUGAGGCACCUUCUGGAACAGGGCCUGCUGUGAUCUUUGCCACUCAGAAACCUCCUGUGUUUUAUGAUGACUUGUCUGAUGAUUGCGAAGUGUGCAGGAUCUGUCACUGUGAGGGAGAUGACGAAAGCCCCCUCAUCACACCGUGUCGCUGCACAGGGACCCUUCGUUUUGUUCAUCAGGCCUGCUUGCAUCAAUGGAUUAAGAGCUCCGACACGCGUUGCUGUGAACUCUGCAAGUAUGACUUUAUAAUGGAGACCAAACUCAAACCUCUUCGAAAGUGGGAAAAACUACAGAUGACAACAAGUGAGAGAAGGAAGAUAGUCUGCUCCGUCACGUUCCAUAUUAUUGCAAUUACCUGCGUAGUUUGGUCAUUGUAUGUACUAAUAGAUCGGACGGCUGAGGAAAUUAAGCAAGGCAAUGACAAUGGUGUCCUGGAGUGGCCAUUUUGGACAAAAUUGGUUGUGGUGGCCAUUGGGUUCACUGGAGGCCUCGUCUUCAUGUACGUACAAUGUAAAGUCUACAUUCAGUUGUGGAGAAGGCUGAAGGCUUAUAAUCGAGUGAUAUUUGUUCAAAAUUGCCCAGAUACUGCCAAAAAACUAGAGGAGAAAAAACCUUCUUUUAUUCAGAACACUGAGAUCAAAGAUGCUGUAGUAGUGCCAGUAUCACAGACAAGUACAAACUCUCAGCAAUCAGGAGAAGAAACUGCUUCUGAUGCCAUGCCAGUUUGAUGGAAGUGGCAUUUCGUUUUCUUCAUUGAAGAACAAAGUGAUGUACUUUUAACUACUCAGCCACAGUAAAACAGCGAAACCGCUAAGUAUUUUUGAAUGAAGAGCAAGCAGG
Messenger RNA from Elgaria multicarinata webbii, 1844 nucleotides. RefSeq names its product membrane associated ring-CH-type finger 1 (gene MARCHF1). The transcript has 8 exons. Gene Ontology annotation, molecular function: ubiquitin protein ligase activity; zinc ion binding; MHC protein binding. NCBI's taxonomy places the organism in Eukaryota, Metazoa, Chordata, Lepidosauria, Squamata, Anguidae. Gene Ontology annotation, biological process: immune response; antigen processing and presentation of peptide antigen via MHC class II; protein polyubiquitination. Bases 116 to 1732 code for a protein of 538 amino acids. Gene Ontology annotation, cellular component: lysosome; early endosome membrane; cytoplasm. The record is from RefSeq and is a predicted model, not a curated record.